GCAAACUGGUUUAGCCCAUUUAAGUUUUCCUGCUGUUGUUGCAUUCCAAUUUACUAACGGGGACCGAUCUGAAAAACGGCCGGCGGAAGUUGGGGACACCGAGAUUUCUGGUCGGCGACGGCGGCGAUAAUCUAAAGAAGAUGACAGCCACAGGACCAGGACCCUCCCCGUCUUUGGAGAUCUUAGUCAGAACACCUGAUGAAUUUUCACUGUGGAAUAGACUUCCUUUCAGUAAUAAUCAACCAAAUGUCAAGACUGAGAAAGUUCCUUGCAGCAGCACCAUGUUCAGUGAGGAUGGAUCUAAACUGUUGGUGGUAAAACCAGAUUCUCGUAUCAGCAUCCAAGACUGCAAGACCUUGAAAGAAAUCAAAUCCUUUGAAGUCCCCAAUCUUCUAGGGUACACCUUAUCGCCAUGUGGGACUUAUCUUCAGACCUUUCAGAAAGCCUCUACCCCACAGGAGAAAAAUGUUACCCUGUGGAAAGUGGAGAAUGGUGUUUCAGUUUAUCAACAUUUUCAAAAGAACAUGAACAAAACCACCUGGCCUGUAAUUCGUUUUUGUUCUGAUGAAUCUGUUGCGUGUCGAAUGGCAACAAAUGAGGUUCAGUUUUUUGAUGGAGCCGAUUUCUCUAAGGGAAUUGUGCAUAGGCUUAGAGUUCCUGGAGUUGCUGCUGUUGAAUUAUCAAAGUCCCCUGGAUCCCAUGUGGCAGUUUAUGUUCCAGAAUCUAAGGGCGUUCCAGCCAGUGUCCAGAUAUUCCCUUCUGGAAAUUCUGGAAGUCAACCAGUUGCUCGUCGGAGCUUCUUCCGAUGCUCGUCAAUACAACUGAUUUGGAACACUGGUUCAACUGGGCUUCUUGUUGUGGUCCAGUCAGAUGUUGACAAAACCAAUCAAAAUUAUUAUGGUGAAACAAAACUAAACUACUUGACAACUGAUGGCGCUCAUGAAGGAAUUGUGCCUCUUCGUAAAGAAGGGCCUGUCCAUGAUGUUCAGUGGUCAAAUUCUGGUAACGAAUUUGCUGUUGUUUAUGGAUCGUUGCCUGAUGCUGCUGCUACAUUAUUUGACAAGAAGUGCAAGCCUCUACUUGAGCUAGGAACAGGACCUUACAAUACUAUUAGAAUGAAUCCGAAAGGGAAGUUUUUAUGUUUGGCUGGGUUUGGAAACUUGCCUGGUUAUAUGGCCUUUUGGGACUAUGAAGAGAAAAAGAAACUUCUGGAUACAAAGGCGGAAUUAUCAGUAACGAGUGAAUGGUCACCGGAUGGGCUUUAUUUUAUGACUGCUACUACUGCUCCUAGACUACAAGUUGACAAUGGGAUUAAGAUCUUUCACCAUAAUGGAUCAUUGUUCUUCAAGAAGAUGUUUGACAAAUUGUAUCAGGUUGAGUGGAAACCAGAAUCUCCAGACAGGUUUGGUGAAAUUGCGGAACUGGUGAAGUCCUUUGAAUCUUUGAAAACGGAAGAAACAAAGAGUCAAGGAGGACAAGCUUCGAAAGGCGGUUCCUCCAUAAAAAAGGCUGUUGCUGCUACAACCACCACGGUACAGAAGCCUGCUGCUUAUCGUCCCCCUCAUGCUAAACUGUUAGAUGCUGUUCAAUCUGAGUUAUUUGGAGUUGGUCCGUCACAGGAAAUGAGCAAGACUGCAUUGAGAAAUAAGAAGAAAAGAGAGAAGCAAAAAGAGAAGAAGGCUGCUGAGGGGUCUGCUCCAUGAUAUGGCCUUGGUUUGAAGUUUUGGGACUCUACUUUCUUUUUUCACAUACUUUUACUGAUUUGAUGUUCUUUUCUCAAGCAUGAUUUAAUUUUGAUGUCUUCUUUUAUGGGGAUUAGGUAUGAAUACUAAAUAAAAUGUUUGUAAUUUUUUAAGUAAUUGUGAUAUUUCAAUCAUUUAUGAGCAUUUUUUAAGUAGCUAGUUA
Molecule: messenger RNA, 1905 nt
Organism: Impatiens glandulifera
Lineage: Eukaryota; Viridiplantae; Streptophyta; Magnoliopsida; Ericales; Balsaminaceae
Product: eukaryotic translation initiation factor 2A
Exons: 14
Coding region: 141-1703 (520 amino acids)
Biological process (GO): translational initiation
Cellular component (GO): cytosolic small ribosomal subunit
Molecular function (GO): ribosome binding; translation initiation factor activity; protein binding
Source: RefSeq, a predicted model, not a curated record